UACCUGCCAAAACACAUGGCCUCCAUUUGCUUACCUUCUAGUUGUUCUACUUCUCUCUAAAACAAAAAAAAUCAUUGUUAUUGGUUACAAAGCUCUUCAAUUUCGGUGAUGGUCAAAGGUUUCAUACAAAGAGAAAUUCCACAGAUACAGCUUUUUUUUUAGCAUGCAGAAGAUUAAUUGAGAGGAAUGUGUGACCCUCCAAAUAUUGUUGGACUCCACAUCACAUUAGUAACCACAUGUAGACUUGAUGUUGUAUCACUAGAACUCCAGUCUUCCUAAAUAAAAGAUGGUCUAAAAGUGCAUGUUUUUGUUGGCUAGAAACCUGUGGUGCCUUAAAUCUUUAUAUAAGAAGUAGACAUCAAGGCUCAGAGGAAUUUUUGUUGCAAGUCAUGCAGUUGCUGAAACCAUCAAAGAGCUUACUAUAUUUAAACAUAAUUUCUUUGAAAAUACUUCAGACUGUGUCCCCUAAAUUGAUUUGGCCACAGCUCUAAAUGUAAGAGGCAUUGUUUCAUGGCUGUUUCCUUCUGUUGGUAGGACUGAGGCAGAAGUACAUGAGAAUUAACAAUUAAAGGAGUGAUUUACAACCCAAUUAGCCCUCUUCAACAUGCUGAGAGUUACCUCUGAGUAACCUUGCAUAGGGUUGUAUUACUGGUAAUGCAGUUUCCGAAUAUUCUUCAAGCAUGUUGUUCCAAAUGAAUUGCUUCUCACUGCAGCAGAGCUCACUCAUUUCCAGAGCUCUAAAAGGUUACUUGAAAAAGUAGUAUUCUUUUCUUUUGGGAGUGGCUGGAGAAUUCCGAGUUUUAUAGUCCAAGAAAAUAACUUUUCUGACCUCCUUACUAAAAGCAAUUGUCACACUGAAAAUAUUCUUAGAAAUAUUUUUUUUAAGUUGAUGAAUCAUAAAUCCUCUUGGUAAUCCACAAUGUAAACAAUAUUAAGACCAUGACACAAUAUAUUAUUUAACUAUGUAAGUAUAUCAACUGUCUUUCACUUUACAUUUGUUAUUAUAUCUAACUGAAGUUGAGAAAAAAUUUAACUGCAAUUAACUUUAUGUACCAGUGAUUUUCAGCUUUCUUACUGUCAGUUGUAGCAGUGGAAAAUUCCUCCAUUCAUUUAAAAAGAUAAACAGUUGUAACUUUUGAAAUUUGGUUAAUGUGACAUCUAUUACUAGUGUGGGCUGUCAGCAUUCCAAAGGGGGAUAUCACCAGAUCUACAGCCUAUCAGGAUCCACUAGGCUGAGCCUGAAAAGUAAACCUAAACAUGGACAGGUGUAUAAGUACUAGAGCUAGCCAGCCCAGGUGAUGCACCUGUCUUGGGGAAAGGAGUAACACAGGUGUGCUGUAACUUGGUCAACUGCCAGAGCUAGAUUAUGAGCUCAUUUGAUCCACAAAUACACUCACCACCGCGCUGCAGCCCACAAUUUCCAAACAUCGGCCAGGAACCUCCUGAAAUGAACAUCUACUAUGAGAACUUCUUUCACCCCCAGAAUGUUCCUAGCCCACAGAGGCCUACAAACUUUGAGACGGGGGACUACAAUGCUACACCCAAUCCUUACUUGUGUUUAAAUGGACCUUCCAUCAAUGCUCCAUCUUACCUCCCAGGCUUCAAUGGUAGUCCGUACAUCCCACCAUCCUACGGAAUCCAAAGGCAGCUCUUGCCCAACAUGCAUGGCUUGGCAGGGAAUGAAAUGGGCUGGCUCCAGAUGCCAUCACAAGAAGAGCUGAUGAAGCUGGUGAGGCCGCCUUACUCCUAUUCAGCACUCAUUGCCAUGGCCAUCCACGGAGCUCCAGACAAGAGGCUGACACUCAGCCAAAUCUACCAGUAUGUUGCCGACAACUUUCCCUUCUACAACAAAAGCAAAGCUGGGUGGCAGAAUUCCAUACGCCACAAUCUGUCUCUCAACGAUUGCUUCAAGAAGGUGCCUCGGGAUGAAGAUGACCCAGGGAAAGGCAAUUACUGGACUCUGGAUCCAAACUGUGAGAAGAUGUUUGACAAUGGAAACUUUAGGCGGAAGAGGAAGAAGAAGUCUGACUGCAGUGCCAGCACAGCGUCUCUUGCUUCUGACAAGUCAGAGGACAGUGCCCUCAGUGGAAGCCCCAAAGCAGCAGAACACCAGGACAUGUUAGAAAACUCCUCGUCUGGCACUGAGACCUCACCUGAAAAGAGAUCUCCACCGCCCUCUUCCACCACUCCUUGCCUCAACAACUUUCUGACCAGUAUGACCGCUUACAUGAAUGGGUCCAAUUCGGUGAGCCGCUCUGUGCCUCUGGGACUUAACACUGACACUGGUGACAAAUUGGGACAGAAUAUGGUAGGAUUCAACUCAUACUCUCCUCUUUCCAACAUCCCUGCUCAUGGCAAUGGAGAGUGGUCCAAUUCCAUGCCCUCUAGUCACCUCGGCUACAGCAGUUCGGUUCUCAAUCAAUUCAACACCAGCUUCUACAACAGCCUUGCUGCAAAUAAUACUCUGUAUACGAGAGAAGGGACUGAAGUGUAAGGGGGAAAGGCAGGCCUUAUGAGAGGAAAGUAUAAGAAUGCAAAGGGAAAUAGAAAAACAUUAGCUCCACACCUCUGGUACUUUGUCAGUCAAUUUUCUAGAUAAACCCAACGUUUUCUUUCACUGCACAGUAACUUUAAGCUGUGCUAUACAGUUCUAACCUUCAGAAGAUUUUCUACUUGACUUAGGCUUUGUACAAAAAGAGCACAUUAUUUAAAAUUCCACAUGAGUCAGUGGAAAUGCCCCUGGUUCUAUACUUUCUGCCACUGAAACAGAACGGAAUGAUAACUUAGCACACCUUGAUUGGAAAAAGUUAUCUUUUUAUUGUUUUGCCAUCAUAGUGCAAUGCAUGUACAAAAAUAUGAAUAAAAUAUAGAAAUACUAUUCAUUAAAUGGUGUCAAUUAUACGGUCUUGCUUAACUGAAAAUAGAAGGCAUGUUCCAACCCAUGAUAAGUAUUUUAAACCAUUGGGAUUGAAACAGGAUAUCAGCUGCUUCCUUCUGAAGUAUGUAUUUAUAAUCUGACGGGUUCUGUGUAAAAUGAUAUUAAAGGGGGAAAGUGUGAGAAAAGGCAGGGAGUUCAACAGAUAUCCAAGAAGUUAUUCAUGCUCUCUUUCACAUUUUCCCUCUUUCACACAUAUGAGUCUAUUGUUGCCCAUCUUUCAAUUGUCCUGCUGCUUCCCUCUUACUAUGUAAAUAUAUGAGGAGGAAGAAAAAUCUCUGAGUUGCUGUUUGGAUCUGUUUCAAAACUCAUGUUUUUUUAAAAAGAAAGUUACAAAACUCUGCUCACAGCUGGGCAUGUUCAGGUAGCAAACCUUGUUGGAAUAGUUCUCCCAUAAAAUAUUUUGUAUGUCUGUUGUGUAUGUGAGUUGGAAGCAAAACAGGGUAUCUGUUUAACAUUAUUAGAACGAAGUCAAUGUACCUAAAAUCCAGGGGUGAUUUUGAGUUGAUGGGGAGGGUGUCAAUUAUGAUGUGCAACUGAGGAAAGACCGUCUUAAAGCUGGCUGUUUGUUUUACAUUUCUUUGUGUCACACUGUAGUAGUGCAAAUGAAUCAUAUGUUUUUAACUGCCUAAAUUUAAUAUAUACACCCCUUGUGUAUUCAGAAUGUAGUACUGUAAAGCAUAAAAGAAGCAUUUUCUGCUGUGUUUGGUAGUCUCCCUUGGAGUUUUCUAAUGUUGAAUAAAGGGACUAGUAACAGGCAGAGCCAGAGAGAAAAGAGGAUGAAGAAACCCAAUCUGUCGGUCUUUUUAAUUCUCUCUGUCUCCCUUGUCCAUUGCGGAUAGAACACACUAGUCAGAAGACGGAACCUUGCAAAGAGCUUUUGAAUUACUCUGAGGGGUAAAGUUUACCUACUCGUGGUCUAAAUAAGACAGACAUUCAGCAGUUUUGCAAUGCAGUCUUAUCCAUGCUGAUCCAGCAAUAAACACUACACAUUUAAGUGUGGUUUAUGCCCUGUUAAGAGUUCAUAGGAUGGCAGGCCUUAACCACUUACAAAUAUCUUUUAACGAGGCUGCCAGGGGGCCUUGAUGUAUUAUGACAAACAAAACACUGUUUCUUUGGGAUUUCGUAUUGUUCUUUGUAUUUUGGAUAUGAUUUCAUUAAGGGGGUCAUGCAGGGAUGUAUUUUUAAUAAAAUAUUUGUAUGAAAA
Messenger RNA from Anolis carolinensis (green anole), 4142 nucleotides. RefSeq names its product forkhead box I1 (gene foxi1). The record is from RefSeq and is a predicted model, not a curated record. NCBI's taxonomy places the organism in Eukaryota, Metazoa, Chordata, Lepidosauria, Squamata, Anolidae. Gene Ontology annotation, biological process: cell differentiation; regulation of transcription by RNA polymerase II; anatomical structure morphogenesis. The transcript has 2 exons. Gene Ontology annotation, molecular function: RNA polymerase II cis-regulatory region sequence-specific DNA binding; DNA-binding transcription factor activity, RNA polymerase II-specific. The coding region runs from base 1367 to 2494 and encodes 375 amino acids.